Molecule: messenger RNA, 2427 nt
Organism: Paramuricea clavata
Lineage: Eukaryota; Metazoa; Cnidaria; Anthozoa; Malacalcyonacea; Plexauridae
Source: the annotation of a GenBank genome assembly
AUCAUGAUAAACAGAGAACAAGCACUCCUAUACAAGAAAUACAAGAAGAAGGCAGCGUGACAAGCCCCGCGCAAGGAAAGCACACAUUGACUCCAUCAACAAAGCAAGCUCCAUUGCCACCGUUGAAGAGAGCUUCUGUUGGUAAGUUAAAUAGUUUCAUAUAUUCAAAGAUAUAUAUCUCUUUGUACAAACUUUAUCGUGUGCGAGGUUUCAUUCGAUUUAUAAUUUAUUAAAUAGCUUAUAAUAAUUUAAUUGUUCAGGAAAAUCCCUAUCAGGGAAACAACGAUUGGAUCAAAGAAAGGCCACUACAAUUGUUUUAAAAGAUGGUUUUGAAUUGCACGACAACAGUCAAACACCUUAUGAUACGGUUGUGGCAUAUCUGGGCGACGAUACUAUCACAAAAUCACGCGUAACUCGAGCAGUAAAAGAGGCAUUCCCUGGAGUCUACAUCAGGAGGGAUAGAAAAGAUAACAAAAAUCAGUAUCCUUUUCCUUUAUAAAUCUAUAAAUAUUAUAUAAUUAAACCAAUUAUAUUGUAUAUUAAACCGAUUAUAUAUUAAACCAAGUAUAUUAAACAUAACAUUACAUUAUUAGUAACACCUAGCUGGCCACUAGGUUUCUUUCUAAUGUCAUCAGAUACCGUAAACCUCUGAUUAUAAGCCCCCUCGAAUAUAAGCCCAUCGCAUAUACUAACGCUCACCUCAUUCCAAAUAAAAGCCCCCCCCCCCCGAAUAUACGUCCACCUGAAUAUAAAUCCCCUGAAUAUAAGCCCAGUAGCCCACUACGUUACUCAACAUUGGUCACAUUGUCUUUUACAGUAAUAUAGCAGAGAACUGUUUUUGAACAGAUGACAAUAUUUAAAAACAUUGUCAUUGUCUUAAUAUAGCCCACUAUAUGUGAAUUAAAACGCGUUAUUAAUACAUGUUUAUUUUCCUGUUUAUGUCUGACUUGUUUAUGUCUGACUUGUUUACUACUAAUACAAAAACUUGUCCAUGUAUAAGCCCCCCCCCCCCAUAUAUAAGCCCACCCUUGUAUAAGCUCAUCAAAAAUCGCUUACAAAGUAUAUAAGCCCAGGGCUUAUAGUCGGAGGGUUACAGUACCUGCAGUACUGUAAAAGCCAGUGUUUUAAACUGCUAAAUGUUUUAAUUUGCUUGCAGCACGAGUACAGCUUUGUUUGUUAAAUUUUGUCCUGCCAGUUAUAUGAAGAGAAACAAAUUCUCAAAUAUUUCAUAUCUAGAAUGGUUGGUGCAAUCCUAUUAAAACUUUUAAAAAAAUUACGGUCAGAAAUAAAUUUUACAUUGAUUAAUCUGUUUAGAACCAUUCAAAUUUAAUUCAAUCCUUUUAGAACCAUUGGUUUCAAUUUCUGUAACAAUAGUUGUAGAUAUAUAACCAUUUAAAACAGUUUUCCUUCACUGAUAAAUUAACAGAGUGGUUUUUAUUAACCUACGGGAAAAGUGUAUUGCUCAUCAAUUUUCUGACAUUAAACAUGAUGAGAUUGAAGCAAAUGGUAUGAGUAUAUUCUAUUAUAUAUCUAAUAAAUCUAAUGUAUAUAAUUCUAAUAAAUUUUCCCAAGCCCCCCCCCCCCCUCCACACACAUAAACACACACCAGCCAUGAAUAGGCCCCUUUAAGUGGCAAAACACUCUGAUGUGCCCUAAUUUAGAAUUUUACUCUGUCUAACGCCAGAUGAUAUUUAGUGCAUAGUCAUUUUCAGACAGAGACAAGCAUACUUUCUCAUGUCAUUGAUUUUUGCAAUAAAGAUGUAUGUGCGGAAUUAAAUUUUAUUAUUUUUUACAUUUGUCUUUUAUAUAGACGAUAUUAAAAAUCUGCUUACAAACUUGGAGCUUUCAGAUUUAGUCGUAAGCCAAGUAUGGUCAUCCAUUGUAUCAAAAUAUAAUGAAGGUGGUGAUAUAUCUGAUCUACUAGCAGAAUAUGCAAAAGAAUCACAAAAGCGAGAAGGCCACAUUAACAAUGUCAUGAACAUGUUUAAAGAGGAAAUUGAGAAAUUGAAGCACAAUGUUCCUGAUAAUGCAUUGUCAGAUAAACAAAAGCACAUGAUCAAAUUAGAAAUGAAAGAAUUUGAAGACAUUUGUGAUACUGGUAUUCGUGGCUCUUCUGUACUGAAUGUGUCUGAUACCAUUGAUGCAUCACUUUUUAAAGAUACUUUGGAGGCAGUGAAAGAAAAAUGCCCUUUAAUAUACAGUAUGGUAGAGAGUCUAGUAAUUUCCAACCCAGCAAGCAGAAAUUUAUUAAAGACAAACACACAUAAGAUGGUAUGUGGCUUACAUAUGCUUGGGAUUAUCAGUAACAUCAGAAACCAAAGAACAAGAAAUUGUUUUCCACUAAUAUUUGGUCUUCUUGGUAUAACAUUUGGUGCAGGAAAACAAUUUAUUGACAUGCUUCAGUCAAUUGGAUUAUCUUUACAUUGA